Molecule: messenger RNA, 1026 nt
Organism: Fulvia fulva
Lineage: Eukaryota; Fungi; Ascomycota; Dothideomycetes; Mycosphaerellales; Mycosphaerellaceae
Product: Mitochondrial FAD carrier protein FLX1
Exons: 1
Coding region: 1-1026 (341 amino acids)
Biological process (GO): folate import into mitochondrion; nucleotide transport
Cellular component (GO): mitochondrion
Molecular function (GO): FAD transmembrane transporter activity; folic acid transmembrane transporter activity
Source: RefSeq, a predicted model, not a curated record
AUGCCUCGAGUCUACCCACCACUCGAAGGUCGCCAACCCACCGUCGUCCUCUCACCCUCCCUAGUCGAGUCCGCUGCAGGCUUCACCGCCGGCGUUGUCAGCACCCUCGUCGUCCACCCUUUCGAUGUAAUCAAGACACGCCUCCAAAUUAACUCCCAGAAUGCAACCCGCCCCGGCUCCACACUCCGCAUGAUCCGGCAGAUCGCGAAUGAAGCCCUCCAUGGACCGUCGGAGGAUAUGGUGAGGGUAAGAGCUAGCUUCGCGAAAGAGUCACAGGCUGUUGUGAGGAGUUUCUAUCGGGGCUUGAUGCCGAAUAUGAUUGGGAAUAGUGUCAGUUGGGCGCUGUAUUUUAUGUGGUAUGGGAACAUCAAAGAUCUGGUGAGGGCGGCACGGCAAGCGAGCAGUGGCGGGGAGCGAGUACAUGCGUUGAAGAGCUCGGAUUAUUUUCUGGCCAGCGGUAUUUCUGGUGUUCUCACGGCGGUCGCCACGAAUCCGAUCUGGGUUAUCAAGACGAGAAUGUUGAGUACGGCGAAGGAUGCGGAGGGGGCGUAUAAGAGUAUUGCCCAUGGGACUAGUGCGCUGUACAAGGCGGAGGGGGUGAAAGGGUUUUAUCGAGGAUUGGUGCCCAGCUUGUUUGGGGUGAGUCAUGGCGCGAUACAGUUCAUGGCGUAUGAGCAGUUGAAGAACCAUUGGGCGUUGAGCAGGAAGGGUGGAAAAGAAGGAUUGACAAACUUGGAUUAUUUGAGCCUGAGUGCGGCGAGCAAGAUGUUUGCGGGCAGUAUUACCUAUCCCUACCAGGUGGUGAGGUCGAGGUUGCAGACGUAUGACGCGGCGAAGAAGUAUAAUGGUGUGAGGGAUGUGGUGGUGCAGAUCUAUCGGAAGGAGGGGAUGAGAGGGUUUUACAAGGGACUGGCGCCGAAUUUGAUCAGGGUGCUGCCGUCGACUUGCGUCACGUUUUUGGUGUAUGAGAACAUGAAGUUCUAUCUGCCGAGGAUGUGGAACAAGGAAGGUCAGGUUGAGCCUUGA